Molecule: messenger RNA, 2188 nt
Organism: Antrostomus carolinensis (chuck-will's-widow)
Lineage: Eukaryota; Metazoa; Chordata; Aves; Caprimulgiformes; Caprimulgidae
Gene: RAD17
Product: RAD17 checkpoint clamp loader component
Exons: 15
Coding region: 1-2061 (686 amino acids)
Biological process (GO): DNA repair; mitotic DNA replication checkpoint signaling; DNA damage checkpoint signaling
Cellular component (GO): nucleus; Rad17 RFC-like complex
Molecular function (GO): DNA clamp loader activity; chromatin binding; ATP hydrolysis activity
Source: RefSeq, a predicted model, not a curated record
AUGUUUGUGUUUUACCAGGUAACAGAUUGGUUGGCAUGUGCCUUUGAUGACUUCUUUGGAAACACAAAUAUUGCUUCGAGUGCCGUUGCUGUGAAGCCACUAGAAGGCAACUCUGGAAGAAAACAGCAGCAGCAGAAGAAGAAAGAUUUGUCUUCUGUGCCAGAAAGCAGCAAAACCAAAGCUCUGCCCAGAAAAAGAGCAAAGUCGUCUUCAGUAGAUCUGCCUGGUAACCAGACCAGGCAAAACUGGAGCCAGUCUGAAGAUGAGCCGUGGGUAGAUAGAUACAAACCCAGAACUCAGAAUGACCUUGCUGUGCAAAAGAAGAAAAUUGAAGAGGUUGAAACCUGGUUAAAAAAGCACAUAUUUCAGAGGCAGCCAAAGCAGGGGGGCUCUAUUUUACUGCUGACUGGUCCUCCUGGGUGUGGAAAGACUGCAACUAUAGAAAUAUUAGCAAAAGAUCUCGGUGUUGAGGUGCAAGAAUGGACCAAUCCAAUAUCGUUAGACUUUACAAAAGAAGACUUAAGAAAUAUGUUUGGCCAUGGCUCAGAUUUUCAUACAUUUCCGAGUCAGGCCCAAGCAACUCUCUUUCAAGAUUUUAUAUUAAGAGCAAAUAAGUAUAACAAACUUCAGAUGCUUGGGGAGUCCUCAGAAAAUGAUAAAAAGCUUAUUCUUAUUGAAGACAUACCAAACCAGUUCUAUCGAGACCCCAGCACUCUACAUGAAGUUCUCAGGAGAUUUGUUCGUACAAGUAGAUGUCCCCUUGUAUUUAUAAUCUCGGAUAACUUCAGUGGAGACAGCAACCGGAGGUUACUAUUCCCAACGGAAAUUCUAGAUGAGUUGUGUAUGUCCAAUAUUAGUUUCAAGCCUGUUGCACCAACAAAUAUGAUGAAAGUUCUUACUCGAAUAGCUGCAACAGAAGCUAGUAUGAACAGAGAGAGGAAUUAUGGUCUUGAUAGAACUUCUUUGGAGUUGCUUUGCAAAGGUUGUUCAGGUGAUAUAAGAAGUGCAAUAAACAGUCUUCAGUUUUCUUCUAUGAAAGAGUGCUCAUUGGAGAAGGAGUUUUGGUCAAGGAAGAAAAGGAGCUCCACACUAAAAUGUGAGGCAGCAGCAGUAUCUAAAGUAAGAAAGAAGAGUAGAUCUGAUACUUCAGAAGACCAGGAGAUACAAGCUAUUGGUGGCAAAGAUGCUUCCAUCUUUCUUUUCCACGCUCUGGGGAAAAUACUUUACUGCAAAAGACAACCAGUUUCAGAAUCUGAAUUUCCUCAGCUGCCUGCUCACUUAUCAGAAUACCAUCGAGACACCUUGCUUAUUCAGCCUGAGGAUAUUGUGGAAAAAUCGCAUAUGUCUGGAAGCAUGUUUAAUUUAUACCUUCACCAGAACUAUGUAGACUUUUUUUCUGAUAUAGAUGAUGUAGUAAGAGCCAGUGAAUAUUUGAGCGCUGCUGACGUCCUUUGUAGUAAUUGGAGUACACGGCUUGUGAUGGAAGAAUACAGCGCGUGUGUGGCUACCCGAGGGGUGAUACAUUCAAACACAUCCAGAGCCUUUGCCCACCACCAAGGAGGGAUGGGGUUCCGGCCUUUACAUAAACCCCAGUGGUUCUUUAUCCAUAAAAAGUAUCAAGAAAACUGCCUUGCUGCAAAAUCUCUCUUUUCAAGCUUUUGUUUGCCACCUGAGUGUCUUCAGACAGAGCUGUUGCCUUAUCUUGCUAUGUUAGCAAAUCCAAUGAGAAACCAAGCUCAGAUUGCUUUUAUCCAAGACAUUGGGAGGCUACCACUGCAAAGACAUUUUGGGAGGUUAAAGCUUGAAACACUGACUGACAAAGACCCUGGGAUACCAGAGCUGUUUGUUAGCUCUGAGGGGGACUGUGCUGACACAUGUGCUACAGAGACGGCUGCGCAGAUGGAGGAAAGCAGAAUGAAUGAGAACGAGUCAGAUGGAUUCCCUCUUUCUUCUAGCCAGUGCAGUGGAAGUGAACUACCUGGCAGUCAGCCUCAGCCUGUUGCAGCUCAAGCAAUCAUGGAGGAAGAGGAAUUAAACAUAGAGGAAUAUGAUAGUGACUGAGUACAACAAAAUAUCAGCCACUGACUUGCCUGAAUAGAUUAAUAUGCUAGAAAGGCCUUUGGUAAAGAGAGUAUGGUCUGCACAAAAGUAUGGCUCUAGCUACUUAGGCCAAGUCUAAACAUGCUGU